GUGCUAGCAAAGCUUUAAGUUUAGAACCCUCAUCUGCGGAUCACUCAUCACUCGAAUGGCUGUUCAAUUUUCUGGGGCGUGCUUACCAAAUUCCUUGUCAAAUCUUUGCUCUCUGCAACAACGCCCUCCUAAUGGUCGAAAUUUAUUAGCAGCUUUUGCCUCUACUCAUCUGCAAUCCUCAACAACCAUUCAAAUUGUUGGUGGAAGUGCAACUCGAUACAGACAUGCAAAUGAUACAAGCGUACUUGACUCUACAAAGGUCGAGGAUAAUUGGUUUGAUUUGGAAACCGAUCUUUAUCACUGGACGAAGUCGGUGCGUCCUGUUCAGUGGUAUCCUGGUCACAUAGCCAAAACCGAAAAAGAGCUGAAAGAGCAACUCAAACUGAUGGAUGUUGUGGUCGAGGUACGAGAUGCUAGGAUUCCGAUGUCAACAAGUCACCCCCAGAUGGACCUAUGGAUUGGUAAUCGCAAAAGAAUUCUAGUUCUGAACAGAGAAGAUAUGAUAUCCACUGCAGACCGAAAUGCUUGGGCAGCCUAUUAUGCAAAGCAGGGAAUAAGGGUUGUUUUUGCGAAUGGCCAACUCGGAAUGGGCAGCAUGAAAUUGAGUCGUUUGGCAAAAUCACUUGCUGUUGAUGUGAAUAUUAAACGGAGGGCCAGGGGGCUCCUUCCUCGUCCUGUUCGGGCUGGAGUUGUGGGGUACCCCAACGUUGGUAAAUCAUCGUUGAUUAAUCGCUUAUUGAAACGUCGAAUGUGUCCGGCAGCUCCUCGACCAGGUGUUACACGGCAACUGAAGUGGGUUCGGUUCGGAAAGGACCUAGAACUCUUGGACUCUCCUGGUAUAAUCCCGAUGAGAAUCAGUGAUCAGUCGGCUGCUAUAAAGCUUGCGAUUUGUGAUGAUAUUGGUGAGAGAUCAUACGAUGUUGCUGAUGUAGCGGCAAUUCUUGUGCAAAUGCUGGCAAGGAUACCAUCAAUAGGUACAAAAGCUCUUUACAAUCGGUACAGGAUUGAGACAGAAGGCCAAUCUGGUCAAAUAUUUGUUCAUAAGCUCGCCCUCAAACUAUUCGGUGGGGAUGUCCACCAGGCGGCAUUUCGCAUCCUUACGGACUUCAGGAAGGGUAAAUUUGGCUGGUUCUCUCUUGAAAGGCCUCCAAGGUAGAACAGCAACAGUGAAACUGAUCAGAAAGCAGAAGCGAGCGUCACACGCGUAAAACUUAUUGAUCCAACUUAUAGCACGCAAUGCGCAUUCAACAGCAGAUGGAAGAUCGACAUACCGAUCUGCUGGGCGCCAUUCGGCUAAGAAAAUCGUGUCAUAGGACAGGCUAUCGGAUGCUUUACCAUGAUUCAGUUUGUUCGGCAUCAGCCUUGCCAUGGCUUAGGAUUUACGAAUGAUUUGCUCAACUGUAUUAAACAUAUUGUAUGUUACGGUAUAGUGGCUGCGUCCUGUAUGGUGUGAGAGAAUUAUUGGAAGAAUGUUCUAGAAGUAGAUUACUAGUACAAGUCGUCGUCUCUUGAGAGGCCGUCUCUCGGGUCCAGCCCACUAAACUUAAUGUCACUUACAUCAUUUUUAAUGUCUACUUAUCGUAUCCUUAAUACCUAUUUAUAAUAUUUCAAAAAAUAUAUAAUGGGCUGGCUCAAUUAGAGAUGAUUUCUCACAAGAAUUUAUGUUACUAGUAUGUUAAAAGUAGUUAUGAGAAAGCUCUGCCCUCUUCUAGUUUCA
Messenger RNA from Amaranthus tricolor (Joseph's coat), 1717 nucleotides. RefSeq names its product DAR GTPase 3, chloroplastic. The coding region runs from base 56 to 1156 and encodes 366 amino acids. The transcript is spliced from 9 exons. NCBI's taxonomy places the organism in Eukaryota, Viridiplantae, Streptophyta, Magnoliopsida, Caryophyllales, Amaranthaceae. Gene Ontology annotation, cellular component: mitochondrion. The record is from RefSeq and is a predicted model, not a curated record. Gene Ontology annotation, molecular function: GTP binding; GTPase activity.